Molecule: messenger RNA, 1482 nt
Organism: Giardia duodenalis
Lineage: Eukaryota; Fornicata; Diplomonadida; Hexamitidae
Product: VSP
Exons: 1
Coding region: 1-1482 (493 amino acids)
Source: RefSeq, a predicted model, not a curated record
AUGUUACUAAAAAUAACCUUGACACUUGCAAUUGCACUGGCAGAGUGCCAGGAGGGAUCUUUCCUCUAUAUGGGCAAGUGCCACAGGAGAGAGCCCGGAGCAGGGAUGCAGGCCCCAGACCCCGUCCUGUGCCCGGAAGCUGUCAGCGGACCAGGCAACUGCAAGCCCGGAAAGUGCUUUGGAAUCGGAGGUGAGGAGCUAAGCUACUGCUCGCAGUGCGCAGAUGCUACCGAGGUCCCCCUCAAUGGGGCCUGUGAUAACUCUGAAGAAACCCAAGCAUGCACCCAGAUGUCCGACGGGGUGUGCACACAGUGCGCCAAGAAGACCUUCAUGUACAAGGGAGGGUGCUACUCCACGAUCGGCGUCCCCGGCGUCAAGAUGUGCAAGGAGGCGACAGACGGGGUGUGCACCAGCCCGGCCCCCGGAUACUUCGUGCUCCCAGCAGACGACCGAGACGCCUCCCACCAGUCCGUCGUCUCGUGCGGCGACGGCGAGGGGGCACCGGGCAGAACCAAGCUCUACAAGGGCGUGAAAGGCUGUGCCGAGUGCACGCUAAGCGUCCCUGCCACGACUGCGACCUGCAAUAGGUGCACGACAAAGAACCUUAGUCCGCUGAAGGACGCGUGCUUAACAGACUGCCCUGCCGGGAUGUAUGCCAACAACAAGGUGUGCACCCCCUGCCACGAGUCGUGCGCAAGCUGUAGCACUAACGCAGAAGCGUCGUGCACGGCCUGCUAUCCGGGGUCUGUGCUGAGUCGGUCGUCUGGUGGCACAGGAGCGUGCAUGAAAGAGUGCACGGGAAAGUACGCAGAGAACUGCGAGGCUGGCCAGUGCACGGCCGUCGUUGGGGGCUCCAAGUACUGCAGCAGGUGCAAGGCUGGAUACGUUCCAGUGGACGGCGUCUGUGUGUCGAUAACGACAAGGGCGCCGACUGGAUGCACGCCGAGUGAUAACAAUGAUGGAACAUGCAAAGCGUGUACAACCACAUACUUCCUGCAAUCUGGCGGAUGCUACAGCGCCGGAGCCUUUCCGGGUAAUACUCUCUGCUCUAGUGCUGCCAAUGGAAAGUGCCAGACAUGUGCCAACGGGCAAGCAGCAGAUACCACUUCGGGUUCCUGCCCGGCGUGUCCGGAUGGGUGCUCAAAGUGCACGGAAAGUGCUUCUCCACAGCAGUGUUCGGAGUGCCUCCCCGGAUACUACAAGUCCGGAAGUAGCUGCGUGAAGUGUGAUGCUAGUGACAACGGAAUAGUUGGUGUGCCUAAUUGCAUAAGCUGCGCCCCGCCAGCUGGUGGUAGUGGCUCUGUUACUUGCUAUGUCAAAACAGAUGGCACUAGUGGUGGUGAUAACAACACCGGCGGAAGCACCAACAGGGGCGGCCUCUCCACUGGCGCCAUCGCGGGGAUCUCCAUCGCUGUCGUCGUCGUCGUGGGGGGCCUCGUGGGCUUCCUCUGCUGGUGGUUCGUGUGUAGAGGGAAGGCGUGA